Molecule: messenger RNA, 2451 nt
Organism: Acanthosepion pharaonis
Lineage: Eukaryota; Metazoa; Mollusca; Cephalopoda; Sepiida; Sepiidae
Source: the annotation of a GenBank genome assembly
AUGUAUCUAUUUCUUUCUUUCUUUCUUUCUUUCUUUCUUUCUUUCUUUCUUUCUUUCUUUCUUUCUUUCUUUAAUCCUUUUCCAGGUUUCUUCUUUCUUUCUUUCUUUCUUUCUUUCUUUCUUUCCUUCUUUCUUUCUUUCUUUCUUUCUUUCUUUCUUUUUUAUUUGUUUCUUUCUUUUCUACUUUCUUUCUUUCUUUCUUUCUUUCUUUCUUUCUUUCUUCCUUUCUUUUUUAUUUCUUUCAUUCUUUCUUUCAUUCUUUCUUUCUUUCUUUCUUUCUUUCUUUCUUUCUUUAAUCCUUUUCAAGGUUUCUUCUUUCUUUCUUUCUUUCUUUCUUUCUUUCUUUCUUUCUUUCUUUCUUCAUUUUUUAUUUGUUUCUUUCUUUUCUACUUUCUUUCUUUCUUUCUUUCUUUCUUUCUUCCUUUCUUUUUUAUUUCUUUCAUUCUUUCUUUCAUUCAUUCUUUCUUUCUUUCUUUCUUUCUUUCUUUCUUUAAUCCUUUUCAAGGUUUCUUCUUUUUUUCUUUCUUUCUUUCUUUCUUUCUUUCUUUCUUUCUUUCUUUCUUUCUUUCUUUCUUUAAUCCUUUUCCAGGUUUGUAUUUCUUUUAUUUUCAUUAUUUUAUUAAUUUUUCAUCCCAAGCUUCUUUCUUUCUUUCUUUCUUUCUUUCUUUCUUCUUCUCUUUUCUCCUUUACUUCUUCUACUUUUUACUUUUUUUCUUCUCCGUUCUUCUAACCUUCUAUCCGCCAUUUCUUUUUAUAUUUCUUAUUUAUACAUUUUUACCUGAUUUUAGUUAUUUUCUUUUCCCUUUCCUUCAUUCCAGAAUUUUUCCCUUUUCCCCAGUUUUCAAAAAACACCAUUUUCUUUUCAUACGUUUAUCUAAUCUUUCUGGGGUUUUUUUUUGUUUUUGUUUUUUUUACCGCCAUUUUAUUCAUGACUUCGUUUUUUUCUGCAUAUUCUUUUCUCGCUUUUCUCUCUUUUGCACAAUUUUCCACAUGAUUUUCGUUAAUUUUUUUCAUUCGCAUAUUUUGCUGCCAUUAUCGUCACCGUCAGUUUUAUUUCAUUCAAGCCUUUAUCAUUUUAACGAGUGCCUCGCGUACAAAGGUUUUCUUCAUUUCUUUAUUUCGUUUUUCAUUUUUAUUUUUUCUAUUUUCCAAUUUCUAGUUUUUCGUUUCUUUUUUCUUUGUUCCAAUCAUUUUCACUCUUUUAUCGUUUUCCAUACCUUUUCUUUUAUUUCUCCUUCUUUUCUUCUUCAUUGCUCUUAUCUUUCACUCUUUCUCUCUCUCUCUCACUUUUAUCUUACAUUUCCUACAUCUUUUUUAACUCCUCCUCGCACUUCCACCUUUUUUCUCUACGUUUCUAUCACAACAUAUUCAUAUCUAACUCAUCAUAUUCAUAUCUAUCUAUCUAUCUAUCUAUCUAUCUAUCUAUCUAUCUAUCUAUCUAUCUAUCUAUCUAUCAGUCUUUUAAUAUCUAUCUAUCUUUCUUUAGCGUCUCUUUUAUUUUCUCCUUCUGUCUUGUUCGCUUUUUCUUUUAAAGGAAACGUUUUUCUUUUCUUCUCUUUCUCUUUCCUUCGUUUAUAUUCCUUCCUUUUACAUUUCACACUCUUUCUUUUUCAUACGUCUCCCAUAUCCUUCUUUAACUCUUUCUUACUUCUUGUCUUUCUUUUUUUUCCUCCAUGUUUCUCUCUCUCUCUCUAUUUUUUUUUGGUUUAUCUCCCCUUUUAUCUUUCUUGUUCUGUCUCUUUCGCUCUUUCUUUCAAAGCAUUCUCUUUUUUCUUUCCUUUUCAGUCCGCCUUUCUUUCUUUUCCUUUAAACAUUGUUUUUUUUUCUUUCUUUCUUUUACCUUUCUUUCUGUCUUUCUUUUUUCUUUCUUCCCACUUUCUUUCUUUCAUUCUUUCUUUCUUUUUCUUUCUUUUUCUUUCUUUUUCAUUCUUUCUUUCUUUCAUUCUUUCUUUCUUUCUUUUUCUUUCUUUUCUUCAUUCUUUCUUUCUUUCUUUCUUCAUUCUUUCUUUUCUUCAUUUUUUCUUUCUUUUUCGUUCUGUCUUUCAUUCAUUCAUUCUUUCUUUCUUUCUUUUUGUUUUCCAUACUUUCUUUCUUUCAUUCAUACUUUCUUUCAUUCUUUUUAUCUUUCUUUCUUUCUUUCUUUCAUAUUUUCUUUCUUUCUUUUUGUUUAACUUUCUUUUCUUUUCCCUUAUUUGUUUUCCUUCUCUCUCUCUCUCUCUUUCUCUCUCUCUCUGCUUCUUUCCUCUCUCUCUCUCUCUUUUUGUUUCUUUUUUUCCAUUUUUUCCUCCCACAAAUUCUUUCUCAUCGUCCGACACCAUUUUUUCCUCGCUCUCGAAUUAUGUUGACGUUAUUUUUAAACUUCCUUACAUUAAUCAUGUCUUUCUUAAAAUUCUUGCAUAUUUUUGUCAAUGUUUAUUUUUAUUCGUUCUACCUGAUGGUUUUCAGUUGUAA